Messenger RNA from Pecten maximus, 2975 nucleotides. Its product is annotated as tektin-3-like. The coding region runs from base 114 to 1715 and encodes 533 amino acids. Gene Ontology annotation, biological process: cilium assembly; cilium movement involved in cell motility. The transcript is spliced from 7 exons. Gene Ontology annotation, cellular component: nucleus; microtubule cytoskeleton. The record is from RefSeq and is a predicted model, not a curated record. NCBI's taxonomy places the organism in Eukaryota, Metazoa, Mollusca, Bivalvia, Pectinida, Pectinidae.
CGGGAAAUUCACUUCCGCCCAAACUUUCCAAUUUUCUCUCAGAGUUUAUAAAGGCGCCAAUAUUCAAAGUAUCUAUCACAUUAAGUGGAUUAAUUUCUUGUUCGAGAAACGAUAUGGAUUGUAACUUGCUUACAGCUAAAUUGUCUGUGGGAGAUGGCAGCAAACUUUACAAACGCCAAGAACACCCAAAGAUGGAGUACCUGGGCCAUACCCAGACAGCCACUUACAUGACUGGUCCUCGGCUGGGGGGAAAUAAUGCUCAAACAUUUCUGCCAAGCAUUAGUACAAUGCAGUCCUCCUACAAAGCCCAUGAUACUUACCCCGCCCCAUCACCUCUCAGGAGAUCCCUUACCACCCUACCAUGGAGGCCUAGCACAUACUAUCAAACAGCCCGAGUCAACACAAGCUCAGCAUUAACAAGAAGUAUGCCAGAGCCAAUGUCAGCUAAGAAUCAACUGUCAGAAUUGGACAAUGUUAAGGUUCCACCAGUAUUCGCUGCAGCUAGGAAUGCCUUGUAUACUCGUUACACACCUAAUGAUUGGUAUACAUCAAACCACAGUAACUACAUGGCUUCAGAUCGAGUAAGGAGUAGUGCUGAGCGUCUUCGUCUUGAUACAGUUCGUCUAUGUAGAGAAACAGACGACAAGACCAAGAGGACCCAGAGUGAUGUUGGCAAGAGGCUUGGGGAGAGAAUUGGGGAUAUUCAGUUCUGGAAGACGGAGCUUAACCAUGAGACCGACAACAUGAUCACCGAGAUUAAUGCCCUCCAGGAAGCCAAGAGAGUGUUGGAGAAGGCUCUGCAGGAAACAGAAAACCCUCUUCACAUUGCCCAGGAGUGUCUGUACCAUAGAGAAAAGAGGCAGGCAAUCGACCUGGUACAUGACGUCCCCGAGAAGGAACUGAUCAAGGAAGUGGACCUGAUCAAACGCUGUCAAGAAAAGAUGAGGAACACCAUUGAACGCGCCAACGUUCAACUUGGUCUGGACAGAGCUGCUCAACAUGAGUUAGAGAAAGAUUCAUCUGACAAAUUUGUAGCGAAUAGUUUGGAUGAAAAUUGUCAUGGAUUGCGCAAUUCUUCUCGUGGUAUUGCUUACCACAACGGCGUACAGAGAGUUGACCACACUGUGUCUGUUCCUGAGACAUGGGCUAAAUUUAGCAACGACAACAUCCAGCGUUCUCAGAGUGAACGAGCUGCCUCCAAACAGAUGAGGAAUGAAAUUGAAAGCGUGCUCAACUCAUGUGCCAGCGACAUGUGGCAAGAAUGGAACUCUGUCAACGUUGCCUUGACCCAGCGUAUUGGAGAGUCUACUGAUGCUAGGAACAAGCUCCAGACCCACUUGUCCAAGGUCCUCCAAGAGAUCUUCGACAUGGAAAAGAACAUUGAGCUGCUGAAGAAGGCUAUCCAGGACAAAGAGGCUCCAAUGCAGGUUGCUCACACUCGUCUCGAUACCAGGAUACGUAGACCUAAUGUUGAACUUUGCAGAGAUCCAGUACAACACAGGCUCGUUGAAGAAGUCGACGAGAUCGGUGUUACUGUGGAGCACUUGCAUAACAAACUGCGCAUGGCCGAGAAUGCUCUACAGCAGCUGCUGCGCACUAAGGCAAGUCUGGAACAGGACCUGUCCAUCAAGAACAACAGCUUGUUCAUUGACCGCGAAAAGUGUCUGGGCAUGCGCAAAACAUUCCCAAUGUCACCACGUGUUGUUUCAGUCUAAAUUGCCAUAAACUCUAGGAACAAAGUGAAUGGACUUGUUAUUUCAAUUGAACACUAUUAUUUAUCAUCGGAUGGUUUAUGCAAGAAAUCUUGAUAUAAGCAAAACAAAUGAAAGAACACGAUACGUUGGUACUGUUAACGGUUAAUAUUUUUAUUAUUUUCAUAGGACUUUGUUACUAUUCAGAGUGCAGAAUGUACUAACUUCGUCUUUCAGUGAUAAAUAAAUGUUUACGUCUUGGAUGAACCACGUGUAUAGUUGUACACACAAUAACGUUAUUGACAGAACUGUUGGAUUUAUCUUGGAUCAGUAUUGCACAUAUAACUAUUUAUAUUCCUGUAUAUAAUUACCAUUGGGUGAUGAUUACUCUGUCCACAUAUUCGUGUGUUUUGAUCAGUAUUAUUAUAAAGGUGUGGUUACAUAAAUCUGUGAUAACAUUAUAGGAGAUACACCGUGCAUUGUACAUUUUCUAACCAUUUUGAUUUUUCGUACUGGUAUUUAAAAGGUAUUUCGAUUCAACUUACCAUAUUAAAAUGGAGGGUCAAUGUUACAAGAUCGAUGGCAGAUAACAUGAUGUGUUUUACAUCUUGAAUUUAAAAUAGUGCUUAUAGCAAAAUAGAGCUCCAUUUGUCUUGACUUAUAAUUUUUCUUAAAUAUUGUUUUUGGAUACUUUUAUUAAAGUGGUAUAUCGAUCACGGACUAAAUUCGUUGAUAAGUCAAUUUUUACUAUUACUCAUACAUACUGGAAAUAGACAUCAAAUCCUUUUGAUAAACGGUAUAUUGUAUUUUUUUUAAAUUAUGAAAUCUUUCUUCUUUUUACAUCACACGCAUUAGCAAAUAUUGCACAAUGUAAAUAUAUUUGAUAAUUCUGUACUUUUAUGUAAUUAUAUACAGUAUCCAGAUGAUGAUUUCCCCGGCAUUUAAUGCUAUAGUUUUGGCACUAUGAGUAUUUCUGUUAAUUAUAUAUACAUUAUAUAUAUAUAUUGCAUAUCUGUGAUACUCUAAUAGGUUAUUUAAUAUAUUCGUUGGUAGGUCUUUGCAUCUUUUGCCUGUCAGUAUUUGCACUGUGUGUGUCACCAUUAUUUCUUUGUCAUCGCGUUCAUCAUUGUGCUUUGUGAUGUCAUAUUACAAAUGAUCCGUCCUACAUACUUUACACUGCGAAUGUUAACGAAAAUAAGACCUAUAUUAUAUAUAAUUAUUGUUUGCUCAGUCGCGAAUUUUGUAUGGUUGAACACUUUUAAAAAAUAAACUGGAUGCAGUGAA